This is a messenger RNA of Aspergillus novofumigatus IBT 16806, 1922 nucleotides long. RefSeq lists its product as uncharacterized. The record is from RefSeq and is a predicted model, not a curated record. Bases 367 to 1860 code for a protein of 497 amino acids. NCBI's taxonomy places the organism in Eukaryota, Fungi, Ascomycota, Eurotiomycetes, Eurotiales, Aspergillaceae. The transcript is spliced from 2 exons.
AUGAGAUGAGGCCUUCUGAGUACCAAGAGGCAGGUGAGAUGAGUUCAACGAGUUCAACAGCAUUAGCAGCAGCAAUUACUGCAGCAGCAAGGGGCUGCUGCUUCUGCUGCUAUCGUAUCAGCUGUCCAUACGCUUCAUAUCAUACGACUGAAGCAAAAGAGGCGUCGAAAGGAGGCCAGAAAAAUACGGCGUCGUCGCACGCUGCUGACGCGUCGUCGCCUUAUUUCCGCUCGUAGCGCUGGGAAGAUGCCGGAAUCUGAGAGUUCCACUUCCGACUGGCUCGUUUCUCCUUUAAAAGGAGGGAGAGUCCUAGAUUGAUAAGAUCGAUUAUUCGGUCAGUCGUGUUUUUUGGGUUAAUGUCUCGCGAUGAGUUACGCGGGUGUUCUGCUCCUGGCCGGUCUAGUAACAGCCUCGUCCACCGUCCAAUUCCCUGACAAUGCCAACCACAUAUUCAACGCAAUCCAUUCCUCAAUGAGACAAUGGGGCUCGUCUCUACAUCACAACGGGAUGUCCUUUUUCCUCGCCUCUGUGCCUGCAGGUACCCAGCUGUACCACGGCACACACCAGCGCGAUCGAGUGAAUGGGACAGAAUGGCUUGCCUUUGAACCCGAGCAUGCGAUGGUCUUUGCGACGUUCGGACAAGGUCGUGGACCUCCGCCUGGCGGUCCUGACGGUCCUGGUUCUGAUGGCCCACGCGGCUCUGCGUUCCAAAAGCUCCUGGGACUGAUCGGUGAGACUGAAGAUGCCCCCGAUACUGGAGGCUGGCUGCAUACGUACGCGGCUGCCAAGGAUCUGCGACUUGUGUAUAUCGACGGCAUGUCAGCCGCCAAGACCUCGAACGGGACGCUCGACUCUCAGGAUCGCAUUCUGCUGCGGGAUGCGCUGGAUGACGGAAACGGGAACCCGAUGCGCAACGAAAAGCGGCGCGCGGAGACGGUUUGCCGGAUGGCGAGGGAGGAAUGGGAGGAUCGGAUUGACGGGAUUAUCUUAUGUGAUUUCGCUCGUGAUUUGGACCUGCUGCAUGUGGUGCGGGUGAAACUCGAGGGUAAUGGCCCGGGAGCUGGACCUGGACGCGAGCCUGACCGGGGCAAAAAGAAGGGAAAGGGGCCUGGAGGACAGCCUGGACGAAACCAGUGGGUGAAGGCCAUUGCGGCCCGGUACGAUGGCAUCGGGGGACGCAGGGUAGCGUUGAACUACGAUCACUUUGUCACGGCAUACACCUAUGGCUUGGACCUUUUCGCCUCAGCGGAGGGAGGCCGCAGUCUACCACGACUGCAACACCUGUCGUCUGCUGACCUGGAUCCUAUCCGCAUGGAUUUACACCGGUUGAUCAUGUCUCACGAUACGAACGAGCCUUCAUUCAACUGGCAGGCCGUCACCGAUAUGGUGAUUGAGCGGUAUGCACACGAGCUGCGGUACCUGGCUUCCCGGGAGCUCUCGACCACGGAGCAGCUGCAUGCCGAGCUGGAAAUCACCCUUGGCCCGUUUAUCGAUUACAGCGACCGGAACACUACGCUCGAGGCAGAUCGAUGUAGCGCGCAGUUCCUGUCUGCGCGCAGUCCGGCGAAAGGUGUAGCUGCACAGGCUGUCCGGUCCAUUGCUCGGACGAUCUGCUCGACUCUGCUGGAGGCCUGGCGUCAGACGGACCAUGGACUAGCAGUGAAGCACAUUAAUGAUCUGAUGGAGUAUCUGUCAUGGACGACCUGGAAGGAAUGCAGUGGAUGCGGCGACCAUGAGGUCUGUGUUGUGCCUAUCUGGCCGAUGGGUACAGUGGAGGAUUACGAGCAUCCGCAGUGCCGCGAUGCGAAUCAACCAUACGGGCAGGGCUCUAGAUAUUGGGGACGUAUGCGGCCUAGAUAGGCCACGUUAUAUAACCCUUUAGUUCGUGUGGUUACUUGAAAUUUGAGGUUAUAUACUUCAUC